UAACAUUUUAAAUGAUUAUUUUUUGAUAAAUAAUCAAUACAUAAUUACGCUUAUUAAAAAUUUACAAAUAAAGAAAUUUUGUACGGUCGGCUUAUUAUGGUUGAUGUUUAUACGCCGAGAGCCGAAUGUGAAUUAAAAAUUCUACGUUAUAUAAAUAUAUAUGUUUAUCUUUGUUUCAUUAAAACAGUGAAAAAUGAGUUCUGGGUUCAUAUCGGAAGCUGAAAUAGCAGAGCAAAGAAGAAUAAGGCAAGAAGAAUGGGACCGUGUACGAACAGCUGACCAACCUUUAGAACCUCCUGAUGAACCAUAUGAUCCUAGAUCUUUGUACGAACGUUUACAAGAACAAAAAAGCAAACGAGAUGCAGAAUAUGAGGAAGCUCAUAAACUUAAAAAUAUGAUUAAAGGAUUAGAUGACGAUGAAGUAGACUUUUUAGAUUUGGUUGAUAGAACUAAGUUAGAGGAAGAACGUAAGAAAAUUCUUGAAGAAGAAAAAGAAAUGCGUGAUUUCAAAGCUGCUGUUGCUUCUUUGCAAGAAAAGUCAUUAGAUGAAAGAUUAAAACAAGAAUUAAAAAAACCACAAAUCCCUAACAAGAAUGUUUGUAGUAGCAGUGGUCGUAAUUCCCAAUUAAAAUUACUGGCAGGUGUGGUUGUGAAAAAGUCAGAAAAACCAAAGUUAAGUGAGGGCAAAGGUGUCAAAAGAAAAUUGUCUUCUCCAGAAUUAGAUAAACAUUUAGCAAAGGAAGAUGAUACUCAUUUACAAUAUUCGCAGAUAGUAAAUGCGGAAUCAAAUGUGCUCGUGGAAAACAAAAAAUCAUAUUUAUCUGAUGCAAUGAUUAAUCAUACAGGGGGAAUGAAAUGUAUUGGUAUAUUACCAGGACUUGGUUCUUAUGACGACUCGAGCGAUAGUGAUUGUAGCUCAGAUACUGAUCAAGAUCCAGAAUUAAUUCAAUCUAAAUAUGAUCUUUUAGGACGUAAAAUAGUAGCUGCAAAAGAUAAGGAGAAAAGCUGAAUGAGAAGUAUAAGUAAGCAAUUUUUUCCAACAAGAUAAAAUGAGUGAAAUUUUAUUUAACUAGUUGAAUAAGAAAAUAUAAUCAUAACUUAAAUUUUUAAUUUUGGAAUCAUUACAGUUCCAGUUUAUAAUGCGUGGAUAUAUAAAAGUUGAAUUAUUCUCUUAAAAAGGUCGUAUUAUUUUUAUUUCUAUGUUAGCUAUGUAUUGUGUACUAUUAAAAUUACAGUUAUUAAAGAAUUUGUGUAAUUAUGUGGGAGUAUAAAUGUAUUGAACAAAGACGACUAAACAAAUACAUUUCUAUACAAUCGGUAAA
Molecule: messenger RNA, 1322 nt
Organism: Polistes canadensis
Lineage: Eukaryota; Metazoa; Arthropoda; Insecta; Hymenoptera; Vespidae
Product: protein FAM192A
Exons: 5
Coding region: 194-1009 (271 amino acids)
Cellular component (GO): nucleus
Source: RefSeq, a predicted model, not a curated record